Messenger RNA from Marchantia polymorpha subsp. ruderalis, 1540 nucleotides. NCBI's taxonomy places the organism in Eukaryota, Viridiplantae, Streptophyta, Marchantiopsida, Marchantiales, Marchantiaceae. The record is from the annotation of a GenBank genome assembly.
GGACGAUCCCGAUCACUCGAUGAGAUGGUCAGUAAUGGAUGUGACCUUCAUGUGACUGACGAGUGAUUGACGAGACGAGGGCUAUGAGUUUACUGAUCGAUCGCAAGAUUAAAGUCGCAGCGCGUGCGUGGGGCUUGAAGUAUCGAUCGAGGUACUGAUCCACUGGAAGUCACGAGAUCGAACUCAUAAGGAGAAACGAUCAGGGCAGGAUCAAGCACUGAGCGAACAGUCUUCACCUCUGAGAGUUCAAAUUGAUCUCCAUAGAAGGAGCGAAUGGAGAGAUCCAACAAUACAUCAUCACCGAAGGAAAUGAUCCCUGAGCGCAAAUCUGGUCUUUCGCACCACCCAACAUACGCUGUGACGGAUGUCUUCUCAGACCGACUUCGAGCAUAUGACGUUCAAGAUGCAGCGAGAUGGAGAGGAUUGCACGAAAGCACUCCACGAAGUUUGCAGGGCUAUAAGGUGAGAGGCGUAUGGGCUGCGAAAACUCAGUACGAUUAUGAGUCUCAAGGAUCACCAUCUUCUGGCAGAGCCGCUCCACCUAAAUCAGGUUCAUCCUACAAAGAGAUUUCCCCGAGCAUUAUCACAGAGAAUAAAGUUUGCAAUACAGGAUUUUUCAAGUCGUUCAAGGAUUGUAAGGGACCCACGCCCCUACAUACAAGUCGGAAUAGAAGCGGCCUCGAAAGGCCAGAAAAUCGAUUGUCAUAUGUAAGCGAUCGUAGCUGGCGGGCAGGCAUCGGAGAACCCGACGAAGUUUUCUCAACGGGUUGUCCGUUCGGUACUGGAGGUCCUUGGUCGUGGGCUCUUGUCCUUGGACCUGACUCUAGCGGCAUGGUGGACGAGCCACAGUCGACCGUAGACAGACGUGCUAGGGGAGUAAGAGGCCGAUUCAAUGAGGAGACAAAAUACGACGAAACAAGAGACCCCAGGUUGCAGAAUUACGGAAGUAGGACGACCUGGAGCUCGAGUUCCAGGGAUUCUAGCCACGAUAUCGCUUUGAGAUCAGGUUCAAGGAAAUGGGCAAUGGCAUCGACAUACGGCGAGCUCCGAAACCGAAGCCCACUUCCAGAAACUGCAGAGCGGCAGAUUUGGUGGAAGCCAUCGGCUUACAUCGUCGACCCUGAGCCCGAAUGUUGUCCGAUUUGUAUGGAGGAGUUAGACGAGACGGAUUCGUCAUUCUGCUCGUGCUCUUGCGGCUUCAAGCUCUGCCUUUUCUGCCAUCACAAGAUUGCAGCGGAAGAUGGACGCUGUCCCGGUUGCAGGAGCUCGUACGUACGCCCCGAACCCGAUCACAAAUUCAAAUCGCCUGGCGCGUAGGCUCCAGUGGACUUGAAGAAGGGCAAGACAUGUCCGACAACAGUUGUACUAAUUGCAGCGGUUCAAAGGUCAUCCAUAUUUAGAAGGAUGAUGUUCUUGUAGUGCUACAAUAUGGUACGUGACGGUUUGUCGUAACAAAGUGUUUGUGCUCCUUUUUUUAGUGUGGUUUCUGAAUCAUUGAAAAACUCAUGAAGACUGUUAUAUAAAUAAAUCAAGUUUUUAC